AGGCUAUGUAGUGCUAAAUAGUCUUCAGGAUAGACAGAUAGAUGAUAGAGUAGAUAAAUAAGGGUAGGCGGUGGCUGAAUGGAUAGCAAGACGGCCCCGCGUUCAGGAGGACGCGAGUUCAAUCCCCGACCGGUGCCACCAAGCUGGGAUUUUUCAGCCGCCGCCGAGUGGCUUAAAACUACCCACAUGCUGUCCAGAAGACCACCUAUCAACCCGGACUCUAGAUUCUAGGAUUAAAGAUGAGCUCCGGGAGGGCAGCAUGAGCCAAUGCAAGAUGGCGCCACUAUAAACACUCGCCUGCGCCAGAACGGGCUGGGCCGACCAACAGGCCCCACCGGGAAGAAGCCUUGGACCGACCAUCAGGAAUUCAGGAUCCACCGGGAAAAAGCCUACCGGCGCAAUAGGCUACGACGUAAAAAAAAAAAAAAAUAGAUAGAUAGUUGUGAUUUCAAACUGACUAGCCUCUCGUGUAGCCUAUCUCUUCUUUUUUAUUUUAAUAGACACGGCACACUAGAGACGAGAGGAGCAUCAUGCGAGCCGAGGUCCAGAGGUACAAGGAUGCUGAGAAGUCCCUGCAAGAUGACGAGGGAAGAAGCAUUUCCAGCAAAAGAAUGUCAAUUCGGCGCAGGAUCUACGCUCAAGGCUGCAACGAGGGGAAUGUACCAAGAGGUGAGAUUGGCAUGAGCGCGGAGGUGAAGGCGCAAGCAAACGCCAAACUGUCGGACAUCGUUGCGCGCGCCAAGGAACAACUCGCUCUUCCGCCGCCGCCAACCACAACCUCGUCCAACACUGUCUCGCCCCGUCGCUUUUUCCUGCCCAAGAAGAAGGGAUCGAGGCACCACACUAAACGCGAGAAAAAGUCCAAGAAGCAGCCACACAAGAAUAUCCACAGUCCGGACACAUCUCCCUCAAGCCCUGAUGUCACUACGAACCCACCCAGCAAGGCAAGGGAUAAGUGCUAUUUAUUCCUACACAUUUUUUAUUAAGCAACUUUAUCUUGUUAUUUUGCAGAAGUCACCAGUUCUUCUUCUUCUUCUUCUUAGUCUAUUAUUCUUUUUAUUCUAGUCUAUUCUUCGUCAACUUUCACAUCUUCCUUCCCAACUCACUUUGUCAUGUAAUUCCUCGUUGUUUCUGUUCCAUGUGAUGCAGAAGUGUGUCCCCCCAGCAGCAGACCAGCAGCCCGGCACCUCCUCCGGUCAGCCCAAACAUGCUAAGGAGAAGCCCAGAGCAACAGGAACCAGUGAAUCAACAACAACCUUCAGGAAGCCACAUGAGAGAGCCGAGAGCAAGCAACCCAAGGCCUCGACAGACAAGAGCUUCAUGUUUGAGUACCUGAUGACGGCUGUGAACGAAGUGCUCGACGAAAACAUUAACCUCAUCCCGGGAGCCACAGGGUUGAGCUCGGAGAUUGUCAAGAACAUCCACAAGAAGUAUGAGAUGAGUGGAAAGGUCAAGGAAGAGCGAACCCAGAGCCAAGGUCAAGGCAAGGGGUACGGAGGUCAAGCCAUGGGGUCAGUGGAGGUCGUACGCUCCCUCAAGGAUACCGAUGAUGACACAGUCCGCCCCAUAGGUCUGCUCCCGAGGCCGACGGACAUGCCCAAAACACCAUCUUGCCUCGACUUCCUACGCGGGACUCCACAGGAUUCACCCACCCAGUCUGACAAGGAUAUGGACGUUGGCGUGGGGUGGGUCCUCGGGAAGUCGUCCAAUCCUACCGCUGCCGUUAUGGGAUCCUACGACAUCGUGGAGCAUCAUAGGGCAAGGGAGGGGAUGGUGAAGGACCCCCAAUGCAAUGCCUCGGAGUAUAAGAACCCACAAGUGUACCCAACAGAGCUCGGUCCAGCGUGGUUCGACAGGGUUUUACGAGAGGGACCAAAACGGGACAUGGCCUCGGAAUCCAGUCACCAGUGGUUUCCCAAUCCACGGACACCUUCCCCGGUGCCCACCAGCAAGCUCGUGUCCCAGUGCCCCAAGUCAGUGGUAGUCAACCCUCUCGACUAUCUAGAACGCUGCAUGGGAAAGUCGCAAAACCAGGAACACUCGAGUUUACCGGAUACGAGAGCAAGAGAUGGUUAUGGUGAUGUGCAGGGGCGAGAUGUCUACACACGCACUCUGGUAGAUGCUCCGAAUGCCAAAAUGAGAGGUAGUGAUACUAAUGUGCCGGGGCGAGAUGGCUUCACUACACACUCACUGACAGACGCUCCGAAUACAAGAGGGAGAGAUGGUUAUGGUGGUGUGCAGGGACGAGAUGGCUUCACUACACACUCACUGACAGACGCUCCGAAUACAAGAGGGAGAGGUGGUUAUGGUGGUGUGCAGGGACGAGAUGGCUAUACUACACACACACUGACAGAUGCUCCGAUUACAAGAGGGAGAGGUGGUUAUGGUGGUGUGCAGGGACGAGAUGGCUUCACUACACACAUACUGACAGACGCUCCGAAUACAAGAGUGAGAGGUGGUUAUGGUGAUGUGCAGGGGCGAGAUGGCUUCACUACACAGCCUCUGACAGACCAUCCAGAUAUAAGAGGGAGAGGUGGUUAUGGUGGUGUGCAGGGGCGAGAUAGCUACACAACGCACACACUGACAGACGUACACACACAUAAGAUCCACCCACACCACAGACAUGUAAUCCAGAGUCUCGGCGAGGUGAGACUCAUGGAAACAGAGCCUUAUGGUCAUGUGAGGGGUGAAAUCGGACACGCCCCCACCAACACUAGCUAUGGGCACAGUCAUUCAUGGCCGAGGGAUGGACACGGGCUGCACCAGGGCUAUGGAAAGGGACAUGGCUUGGUGGGGAAUGCGUAUAUGCUUCCCACGACCCAGCAGGACAUUAGUAACAUCCCACAAGGACAUCCAAUGCAUCCUAGCAAGAGUAUAAAGAAAACUGAUCCUGUGGUAGCGUUUCAGGGUGGACCGCAACAACCUAGACCAUUACUGAACCUAACAGAUGAUGUUUUCCAGUGUUAUCAUCUUGGACACAACACCGCACCUCCACCACCACCACCAGGACCUCUACGACAAUCACCAAAGCAGAACCGACAGACCAAGGAGGAGUUACGCGAUAUCUUCAGACUGACGCCAAUGGACUCGGACUCACUCUUAACAUUACUGGAACCUGAGGGAGGGACAGCAGGGGCCAACACAGGAGUCAGCACUAGUCAGCACCCACACAGCGCACCCUACAGGCACACCACAGCGGACUGGGGUGCAAGGGAUGUGUCGAAAUUCACCCAGUCUCAUGGUGAACGGAGGAGUGGAGUGAGAGGGAUGGGGUAUGGUGUGUGUGGGUGGGGUGGGCAGUGUGCGGGGGGGAUCUAUUGUGGUGGGGUGUGUGGUGGACGCAGCGCACCACCCCCACACAGCACCGCACAUCCCCCUAUGCACACCUCGCGCUGGCAUAGAUGAGUCUGUGGGUCAGCGGAACGGGGGAAAUGGGAAUGGAAAAGAUGAAUGCGAUUGAUGGAUUGUUAAGAGAGGGAGAGAUUCAGAGCCCACCCAACCACAUAAGGAAAAAUAAGAAUGAUAAACAAAAAGAAGAAGAAGAUAGAGGAGAGUGGGAAGGAUGAAUGAUCAUGGUAGAGAGAGUGUGUGACUGUUAAGGGAGGGAGAGUCUCAGAGCCUACCCAACCACAUAAGGAAAAAUAAGAAUGAUAAACAAGAAGAAGAAGAUAGAGGAGAAUGGGAAGGAUGAAUGACCAGGGUAGAGAGAGUGUGUGACUGUUAAGAGAGGGAGAGACUCAGAGCCUAUCCAACCACAUAAGGAAAGGUGAUUAGGAGAUAAGAAGAAGAAAAAGCUUAUAAUGAAGUAGAUGUGAAUGUCUCUGUUUUGUUCAUUCUUCUUCCAUAACUUCUCCAUUUUAGUAAUUGUGGAGUUUCCCGAUGUUUCUUUUUCUUGUAAUCUAUGGUGUUGUUUUUUCAGGUUCAUUAAUAGUUCUUUUUUGUAGUGUUAAGUAAAGUCUUGAAGGUUAAAUAUAUCAGUUAUACAUUAAAUAGAAUAUAUAUACAUAGUAAUAUAACACUUGUCUUUUUUUUAACCAGCCAGUCAGUUAG
This is a messenger RNA of Eriocheir sinensis (Chinese mitten crab), 4050 nucleotides long. RefSeq lists its product as uncharacterized. The record is from RefSeq and is a predicted model, not a curated record. The coding region runs from base 1144 to 3405 and encodes 753 amino acids. Lineage: Eukaryota; Metazoa; Arthropoda; Malacostraca; Decapoda; Varunidae. The transcript is spliced from 10 exons.